CAAAUCGUAUACGCAACGCAUAUUUUCAUGUAAAACUGUCAAAUUUAUGUAUAGUUUUGAUAAUGGCGCUUUGUUAUAAAAUUUACUUUAAUUCAAGUAUUUUACAUUUAAUCAUUUGGUUUUUCAUGGUUUGGCCAAUAAGAAUCAGCAAUGCAUUUAGGAUCCCGGAAAUUGGUGAAUAUAAAAGUCAAGUUGGGUUAGCAUUAACCGAGAUCAGCCCUAGAAGGAGUAUGGUUUACUGUGGUGGAACAUUAGUAACCCUGCUGCAUGUGGUAGUAACUCCACAAUGCUUCUUGAAUACCCGAUUUGUAUGUGAAAUUAUUGGCCAAAAAGUGUACGCGGGGAUGAAUAAUUAUCUGGACCCCGACUUGAAGUACUUACAAAUUAGACAUGUAUCAACUGUUAUUAGGCAUCCUCGAUCUACAGAUUCUGAUCAAAUAUUGAAUGCACUGAUGGUCUUGACACUGAAUUCAUCUUUUAUACAAACAUGUGCAGUUCGAUCCGCCAUGAUGGCUUCAGUGAAUCCACCUAUGAAAACUAGAUGCUCUCUGUUGUUCUGGCGAGAUUUAAGGCAACAUAUGGAAAGACCUUGGGCUCCGAUUGUCUUAAAAAAAUAUGUUUCCGAAUGCACAGGAAAAUAUUCUAAGGAGAAACCUGGAGUGUUAUGUUUUAAAAAUGUUGUUGCUGGUGAACAACUAACGGAUAUAGAUUUGGAUGACGUUUAUGCAACUGUCCUGUGUAAUUUUAAGUUUAGUGGUGUUUUAGUGCGCCCCAAGUUGAAAGAUUUAACCGUAGGAAGCGAAAGAGUAUAUGAAGUUACUGCUGAAAGUGUUGCAUAUCACAGCGAUUGGAUUAAUGAUGUUAUUGGAAGGAAACGGUUUCAUCACGCGAGUUCAAUUGGACGCCUUGGACAAAAUAUUUCGAUUGUAAUUAUAGUUGUUUUAUUCCAAAUAUUAUAUAGUAUGUUUAAUUUAUAAUGUAUUUAUUGAAUUUAAUAAAAUAAACUGUUUAUUAUUGUAA
Molecule: messenger RNA, 1020 nt
Organism: Hermetia illucens (black soldier fly)
Lineage: Eukaryota; Metazoa; Arthropoda; Insecta; Diptera; Stratiomyidae
Exons: 7
Coding region: 63-977 (304 amino acids)
Source: RefSeq, a predicted model, not a curated record